GCGGGCACUGGGAGUGUCUGCUGGGUGUAGCAGCAGCAGCAGCCGGACGUCUCGUUAGUGUCAAUGACUUGAAAAAACACUAACAACAGCUCAGCAGGCGAAACGCUCACGGAAAACUGAGGGACAUUUUUCUUUUGUAACUUCUUCCCGCUUCCUUUCUUUCUUCCUUCCACCCCCUGUAUGACUGCGUGAAGACAAAAGACGCAGCUAUGGAGAGCUCUGUUGAGGUUUCCCAGAGUGGUGGCACCUCUAACCCCAAACCAUCUCUGGGCCCCAAACCUCGGCUCACUCCCAAGCCCUUCUCCCUGCAGAAGAACACCACCAUUCGCUCCAUCCACGCCCCAAAGACGGUCACUUCAAACUCUAAGAAAGCAAAACAGCAGACGGUAAAAUCGGAUGCUGCAGGUCUCCCCAAACCUGCAGUGACAGCGCCUGCACCGAAACCCCCUCAACAAACCACCACCAAACCCAAAACAGAUGUAACGGUCUCACCGAAAGAAAAGCCAACCAAAGAAGGCAAAGAGAGCGGAGAGGACACUCCUGAUUCCUGCGUGGGAAAAUCUGAUCCAGCCCCACAAACUGCUCCACCCAAAGUGACACCCAAGUCUGUGCCAAUCCUGAAAGACGACGUCAUCCAAGCAAACCACAAAGCAUCCACGGAAAUUGUAAAUAAACCAGAACAGAAAGAGGAAAAGAAGAAAGAAGAUGAAGCCCAGACUUCUGUGGUACAAAAUCUCGAAGAAUCAGGCGGUGACGUUUCCUCUACAGACAAUCCAGCGUAUGAAUGGGGCGGCAGCAGGAAGCGUCUGUCAAUGAAGCUCACCUCCAAGUUUGAGUCAGGUGGCCCAUGUCUGCCCCCCCAGCCAGCUUUAACCAUCACUAAAAAUGACACCAAAGAUGAUGCAAACAAGCCAGAGCCUUCAGACCCAGAGCCUUCAGACCCAGAACCUUCAGACCCAGAGCCGAGCCAGCCGACAUCAGAGCCGUCUAACAAGGAGGGCGAAGAUGGUGCGCUGCUGGGGGAAUACAGCGGAGGAGGCAGCAUCAAACGCAGAAUCAGUCUCCUGUUCGACUCCUCAUCGAAGCCAGAGACCAUGACGAAGAGAGAGGAGCCAGAAAUUAUAAAUGGUAUAGGAAGUGUGAAGGGUGUAAAGGAGAGAAUGAAAAUCUGGGCGAAGGAAACUGCCCCCGAGGAGCCUAAGACUGAGAAGAAGCCUCAGGUUGCACCCAGAUCUCGCUCCAAGAGCUUUGAGCCAGCAACUGCUCCAACACUGGAAACACCCAAGAUGCCGCCUGCUGAACCCCCUGCCCCCGAAACCUUGUCCAGUCAGGCGGCGGACCUUCCAGAAAAGGUGUGGCCCACUGAACCCCCCACAGAGACCCCAAUGGAAACAUCCAAAGACGCUCUUACUGACGUCCGGUCAACAGAGAGCUCCAAAGAGACACCAGAAGAGCCUAUGGAGAACACGUCAAUUGAAGGGGGCGUCAAACUACGCAAACAAGGCUCAUAUACACUCAACACGGAUGAGGGAGACUCCAGUGAGAGUGCUGGAAACGCUCUGAAGAGGGACAAUGUCAAACGGCGCUCUGUUCGCUUCGGUGUGGUGGAGAGAGACGACGGUGGGCCUCCAUUGAUCCUGGGCUCACCGUCUUCCAGCGAGGAUGAAGAAGAAGAAGAUGAAGAAGAUGCUUCUGAGGAUGAAGCUAAAGAGGACGUCCCUAUGCCUGUCUACAGAAGAGUAGGAGGUCUUCAGAAGAAGGAAGACCAUGAGGCGCAAAAGCAAGAAGAGGAACGCCUGAAACAUUUGGAAUUUGAAAAAAGACGGAGAGCAGAGGAACACGAACAGGCGAAACUCAAGAUGGAAGAAGAGAAAGAGAAGGCGAGGCAGAGGGAAGAAGAGGAGAGGGAGAGACUGAGGAAGGAGGAGAGGGAGAAAGAAAGGUUGAAAGAAGAGGAGAUGGAGAGGGAAAGACAGAAGGAGCUGAUGUGGCAGAGACGGAGAGAAGAGGAAAGAGAGAGGGCGAAACAGAAAGAGGAGAGACUCAAACAAGACCAGGAGGAGGAAAAAAAGAGAGAAGUUAGUAAUAAAAAGAAACAAAGUGAGGAGGAGUGGGAGAAAGAAUGGGUGAAGCAGACGGAGGGGCUAAGAAAAGAAGAAAAGCAGGAAGGAGAGAAAGAGUUGGAGUUGCAGAAACAGAGAGAAGAGGAAAGAGAGAGGGCGAUACAGAAAGAGAGACUUAGACAAGAUCAGGAGGAGAGGAAAGAGGAAAAGGACGAGAGACUGGUUAACGGCAAAGAGGAAUACAGCUUCCAGGGAAAACUGAGGGAGAUGGAGCUCAACAAAAAGAAGCAAAGAGAGGAGGAGUGGGAAAAGGCCUGGGUGAGCCAGGCUGAGAAGCCCAGAGGAGGGGAAGAACAAGAGAUGGAAAGAGAGAAAGAGAUGGAGAUGAAGAGGCAGAGGCAGAAAGAGGAGAGACUCAGACAUGAGGAGAGGGAGAAAGAAAGACUCAGAGAGGAGGCAAAGGAAAGAGACAGGGAGAGGCAAAGGGAGCUGAAAGAGCAGCAGGAGAAAGAGGAAGAGAUGGAGAGAAUGAGGCAAAUUCAGCUAGAGAGACAAAGAGAGGAGGAAAGAAGGGAAGAGGAAAGGAAGAGACGGAUAGAGGAGGAGAGAAGGGAAGAGGAAAGGAAGAGACAGAUGGAGGAAGACAGAAGGGAAGAGGAAAGGAAGAGACAGAUGGAAAAAGACAGAAGGGAAGAGGAGAGGAAGAGACAGAUAGAGGAGGAGAGAAGGGAAGAGGAAAGGAAGAGACAGAUAGAGGAGGAGAGAAGGGAAGAGGAAAGGAAGAGACAGAUAGAGGAGGAGAGAAGGGAAGAGGAAAGGAAGAGACAGAUGGAAGGAGAAAGAAGGGAAGAGGAAAGGAAGAGGCGGAUUGAGGAAGAGAGAAGGGAAGAGGAAAGGAAGAGACAGAUAGAGGAGGAGAGAAGGGAAGAGGAAAGGAAGAGACAGAUGGAAGGAGAAAGAAGGGAAGAGGAAAGGAAGAGGCGGAUUGAGGAAGAGAGAAGGGAAGAGCAAAGAAAGAGACAGGGUGAGAAAGACAGUUUUGAGGAGCUGGAGAGACAGGUGCGAGAGGAAUUUGAGAGAAAGCAUGAACAAGAACUGGAAGAAAACCGAAGAAAGGAGGAAGAGAGAGAAAGGGAGAGGCAAAUUAGGCUGAAAGAGCUUCAAGAAAAGGAAGAAGAGAUGGAGAGAAUGAGGCAAAUAAAGUUGGAGAGGCAGAGAGAGGAGGAGAGAAGGGAAGAGGAAAGAAAGAUGCUGAUCGAGAAAGAACGAGUGGAGGAGCUGGAGAGAAAACUGCGAGGGGAAUUCGAGAGAAAGCGAGCGCAAGAGCGGGAAGAAAAGCUAAAACUGGAGGAAGAGAGGAAAAAGCAAGAAAGGGAGAGAGCGUUAGAGAGGGCAGAGUCAAAUUUAAUCAGCUUUGACUCUGAAGAUGUGCCUCAGAAGUCGCCCCUUUCCCCCACAAAGAGUGAGGUGGAGCUUGUGUACGACGACUUCUCCGUCCGGGUGCCGGAGCUGCCGGUGGUUUAUGACGACUUCUCAGUCAAACCCAAGAGAUGGGGCUCGCAGCCCAAAGCAGACCCCACUCCGCUCCUGCAGAGCCGGGCAGAACUCUCCGAGAACAGACAGGAAGUCGUUGACGUGUUCGCGCCCCUGGAAAACAGAGCGCGUGAGCAGGUGGAAAAAACAAGCAUCUCCGAGCCGACAAUAACCCCGGAAAGUCCAGGGAGAGAGGACAAAGAGGAAGAGGUGGAGGAGCGGAGUCCAGAGGAGGAACAGCUCAUCUUCAUGGAGGUGGAGGAGGAGGAGGAGGAGGAGGAGGAGACACCGAGGGAAGAAGAGGAGGAGGUGGAGGAAGACGAGCUAAAGGCACCUGUUAACAGUUAUAGUCCAGCGGGGGAAGACACUGAUGCUUUGAUAGACAAUGAGCCCGAGCAGCAGAAUGAGGCCGGCGAGCAGACACCUGACACUGACAGCCCCGAGCCGAUCUCUGACCAGGUUCCUGAAGACUCCUCUGAUACCACUGACUUCCACAGAGAGCCGGAGCAGGCUCCAUUCCCUGAGAGCUCCACUCCUCUCCUCGACACCAGCGCUCAGAGAUCCAAGGCAGAUCUGGGUAAGCAGCGAAGUCGGGCGCGUCCGACACGCUCGAUGCGUGGAGGUUUCUCUCCAAAGGAAAAUCAGGACUGGAGGUCCCGGGACUCCACAGAUGAAAGGAAGGCAUCUUCUAAGAAAAGGGAUUCAGACUCUGAGGAGGAGCAGCCUAAACCGAAGAUAGCUCGUUCUCCUGCCUCCUCUCAGAGAGUCCCCAUGUUCCCUGGUUUGAGCCCUGCAUCCCUGAUUGCUCAGCUGAAAAGGAGAACCGUUGGGGGAGGAACCGGAGGAGGAGAGGAAAAAGAAGACAAGAGAAGAGAAGAGAAGGAAAGGCCAAAUGAGGAAGCAGCUCCAUCUCCCUCACAACCCUCCCACUCUCCUCGCUCGGCCGCUCAUCUCGCCGGGGCGGCACGCGUCCUGCCCCCCAUAGGUGGCAGGGACGGAAGGGCUGUCUCCUCUCCCGCCUGGCUGAAAGAACUGAAGUCUAAGAAGCGCCUGAGUCAGCACGACGGCGAGGCUUAGCCAUACGCAGGUGAGCAAUAUGGGCAAGGAGACACUGGGACAUGGCUGUUCAGCAAGAAUCAAUCCAUCUCAGCUGCUGCUGCUGCUGGCAGAAACCUUGCCAUGAUUGCUCCAUUUUCCACUUUAAGUGCCUUAUUUUGGACACUUACUCAGAAAUACAACAGGGGUCUUCAGGCUUUUCGUGAACGUAGUGGCCAUCAAGAACUUGUCUGGCCUGUAUAUGAAAUAUGGUGCCAAGUCUGUGAUUUGUUAAUACCAAGAACAUGAUUUAUUUUCUGCUGUAUAGAGGCUCAAUGGAGGCGAAUUACCCUGAUGUAAUUCCGAGCAAAGCCCUAGACUGUCUUAUUGUUUGAAUGUAUUCGUCCAAUAUAUACUGAAAGGGACCGGUGACACUAGGCUUCAGCAGGGUACUGCCCGUCACACACACACCUAUGUACAGAACAUACUGAAUAUAAAUAUAGAUUGCACCUUGUGUGUUUUUAGUUAAAAUUGUACAAAAUGCCUUUUACAUUAUCUUUCCAAUCACAAGUAAACCUUUAAGCACUUUAAGAAACAUUUUUAUAAAUGACAGUACAUCUAAGCAAUACAAUUAUCAAGUACCUUACUGUAGUAUCAUGUUCGUUCGAUUUAAAAAAAAAAGUUUCACCAUGUAUGUCUGUUCUCUUUCCAGUCCCAAAAUGUAAAAUGAACAAUGACUAGGAUUUUGCCAAGAAAAAGGUUUUGACUCAUACGACAAAUAAUCCCUCCAUCAUUUAUGAUCAACCGGAUUGUGUGGCAUCUUGGAACUGUUGUGUUUCCAAAAUGAAAUCAACACAUUUUUCUUAUUGUGCCUUAAAAGAUGCGUUUCCUGGAUUUUGUCCAAUCGUCCAAUAGCUUGUCCGAACAUCACCAGUGAGCUGGUGAAGUAAAUGUCCAGCAUGCUGUAACAGAAUCAGGAAUUGUUUUUGUAAAAUAUUAAACCCAGAAAAAUGGAAUCAUCUGCUCUAGAUGCUUUUAUGUGCCUUUUUUAAUGUUAAAGAGUGGCUGUCAUCAAUGCAGUAAUCAUUUAUGAUCAAUGUAAUGUAUAAUAAGAGGAAAUUGAGGGAAUUUUAUUAAAACUUUUUCUAUAAAAUGCAA
Messenger RNA from Eleginops maclovinus (Patagonian blennie), 5789 nucleotides. RefSeq names its product tankyrase 1 binding protein 1 (gene tnks1bp1). The transcript has 10 exons. The coding region runs from base 210 to 4673 and encodes 1487 amino acids. NCBI's taxonomy places the organism in Eukaryota, Metazoa, Chordata, Actinopteri, Perciformes, Eleginopidae. The record is from RefSeq and is a predicted model, not a curated record.